Messenger RNA from Arachis duranensis, 527 nucleotides. Its product is annotated as DNA-directed RNA polymerase subunit beta''-like. Gene Ontology annotation, biological process: DNA-templated transcription. The transcript has 2 exons. The record is from RefSeq and is a predicted model, not a curated record. NCBI's taxonomy places the organism in Eukaryota, Viridiplantae, Streptophyta, Magnoliopsida, Fabales, Fabaceae. Gene Ontology annotation, molecular function: DNA-directed RNA polymerase activity; DNA binding. The annotation marks the transcript as partial.
UAAUCCCACUGAGCAGAAUAUGGAGGUACUUAUGGGAGAACGGGCUGAUCUGGUCUUUCACAAUAAAGUAAUCGGUGGAACUGCCAUUAAGCGACUUAUUAGUAGAUUAAUAGAUCACUUCGGAAUGGCAUAUACAUCACAUAUACUGGAUCAAGUAAAAACUUUGGGGUUCCGGCAAGCUACUGUUACAUCCAUUUCCUUAGGGGUCGACGAUCUUUUAACCAUACCGUCUAAGGGGUGGCUUGUUCAAGAUGCUGAACAACAAAGUUUUAUUUUGGAAAAAAAGGAGGAAUCCGCCCGAGGAGGGGCUCGCAAUGAAAUAAUGCCAGAAAGAAUUUUGAUACAAACAUUAAUUGGUCGUGUAUUAGCAGACAAUAUAUAUAUAGGUUCGCGAUGUAUUGCCAUUCGAAAUCAAGAUAUUGGGAUUGGACUAAUCAAUCGUUUAAUAAAUUUUCAAACACAAUCAAUAUCUAUUCGAACCCCUUUUACUUGUAGGAAUACAUCUUGGAUCUGUCGAUCUUGUCGCG